Molecule: messenger RNA, 1628 nt
Organism: Hypoxylon fragiforme
Lineage: Eukaryota; Fungi; Ascomycota; Sordariomycetes; Xylariales; Hypoxylaceae
Exons: 1
Coding region: 282-1469 (395 amino acids)
Source: RefSeq, a predicted model, not a curated record
GGGUGGAACCCCCUUUCCGUAUGAACAUCAAGCUCGCUGUGUCUUUUCAGCAAUCACCACCUGCAGCGAAGAUAGAGUUGUUAAACACUCCCUUUUCAAGCUUCAUCAACUCGAACACUCUAAUUACUACUUUACCUCACCACCUUUUUGUAAUUUUCAAUAUAUCACCCUGUUGCAGCUUGUUUCAGUCUUACAGUUGUUGUCUACAUAAGAAAUCAUUAGUGGUUAUACUCUAGACUCAACAACAUAUAUUACAACCCCUCCUUCUUGCGAAGUCCAACAUGGAUGGUCAAGGCAACAAGCGCCCCAUCCCCCCUUCUGAUGUCCAAGGGAACGGCGACUCGCCAAAGAGAGUAAAAUCUAGGCCACCCACACCUCCGCCUGCGCCCACUCCCUCAACUAUGUCACCCAAGAGUGUGAAAUCCCCGGCCUCCCCUCAGCGACAGAACUCUCCCGAACAGCUCCCCAGCUGGAAAAGCCCCAUACCCUUUACACCCAUCAACGCUACCAAGGGCAAUGUCCACCCUACCGGACGGAGUCAUUCUUCUGCCACGAGCCAGACCGAUUUACAGGCCCGGGACAAUUCUAUGACUGCGCCGACACCAGCUCGGCCGAAAGGACCGCCUCAACAGCAAGAACAAUCUCAGCAGCAAGGUCAAUUUCAGCAGCGGGGACCACCUCAACGCAUGAUGCCACUUCCACAUCAGGGAGUACUUCAGCAGCUAGGACAGCCUCAACAACAAGGUCAAUUUCAGCAGCAGGGACCACCUCAGCACAUAAUACCAGUUCCACAGCAAGGUCAACUCCAUCACAGUCUAUCGUUACCCUCAUUUCGAAAUUUGCACAACCACCCCCAAGUCGCUUUUCCACAUCCUUACAACCAAAUUAUCGAAGUUCCGAGAAGAUUUGAGCCGAAUCGUCACGAACAACUAAUGCAGUUAGUGGCCACACAACCUUACCAACAACCUCACUAUUGGGAGGCGCAAGACACCAACAGGAUAGAAGCCGCCGUGCAAACCUACAGCCAGCAGAUCGACGAAAUACACAGAAGGCUAAACUCGCUGACGCUCCCGGGGCAACUCAGACCCGCUGCCAUUACGCACGCCAACUUUAUAGAGCAUCUCCAGAAUAUCGAUUUUCGCGAUCCGGAUAGCCUUCAAAACGCAUGGUACUUCCGCACCAAUACCUUGCGGGACUAUCAACUGUGCGCUCUGGAGAACGGGACAAAUUAUCACGUGCGACUCUUGCACCCUCCGGACCUGCCGGAACGGCCUUUUGCAUGCAGGCCUCCAGAACCCAGUGAUAUUGGCACCGGUAUUCGCACCGGUAUUCGCACGGUGGAUCCCAAGGUGAUUCCUUUCCAGUACUGCUUCAAAAUUUCGUACGGCAGACCUGCGCGCAUGGACGUACUACCCCUCGACGUGAUGCUCAUUGGUGAGGUGUAUGUGGAGAAGGAAAGGACGAGCUAGUACCCACGCCAUACCUUCUCCACGAACUACUACCUGGUCAUGGACUUCGGCAAAGUCGAAAGGCCCUUAUGGGUCUUGUAUAACCACGGGGUUUGGAGCCGGAACAUGGUCGCCAACGGUCCCCGCGAAGCCUCCUUAGCCGUUGGUGGCGAGCAUAUC